AUGGAAUCAGAAAAAAUAUUGGUGGCUGCUGGGCUCACUGCAGCUGCAGUAGUUGGAGCAUUUGUAUUCUGGGGCCCUUCACCUGCCUCAGGUGGAGGCAGAGGCAGACUGGCUGGUCUUGUGAAUCUUGGAAAAACUUGUUUUCUGAACGCCAUUCUUCACGCUCUAGCAGCUUGUCCCAGCUUCAUUACCUGGCUUGAAAAAGAUAAAUAUAUCAAAGAAACUAGCCUGAGAAGCACCUUAGCCACAGUAUUGUCAGUUGUGAAUGGGACAAAUAAAUCAGUGCAGGAAACAUAUGCACCAGCUGCUGUUAUCAAUGCUCUCAAACGAUUAGGUUGGGUAAUUCCUGCUGGUGAACAAGAUGCUCAUGAGCUGUUGAAUGUCAUUCUCACUACUCUUGAUGAAGAAUCCCAAAAAAUAGGCAGAAAGGCCGGCUGCCUGUCGGACGCCCUGGGCAUGAACGAGCUGGACCUGCUCCAGCAGUCGCCCGAGCCCGAAGACGCGGGCGACUUCGACUCGCUGGGCAGCGCGAUGUCCUUGAACGAGCUGUGCCGCCCGUCGGGCCUCAGCUGGCGCGGCGGCGCGAUCCGGCGCAACAGGUGGAUCUCGCGGUCGUGCCGCGCGCUGCAGAUGAGCGGCCCGCCGCCCCAGCCGGCCGCCCACCCGUUCACGGGCAGCCUGACCAGCCAGCUGCGGUGUGCAGAGUGCGGGUUCAGGUCUGCAGUUCGAUAUGAUAAAUUCGAAAGUCUCUCUUUGGCUUUACCGAGUGGAGCCGGCGAUUUGGGAUGGGGAAGACAUAAACUGCACCAGCUGCUCACCAACUUCGUAACUCCAGAAGUGGUAUUAGACGUCCAGUGUGAAGGGUGCAACAAAGGCAGAGAUCCUGCCAAACCUGUCAUCCUGUCCAAGCAGAUCAAAAUUCUCAAUUUCGGAAAGUUACCUCUUUGUUUGUGCAUUCAUAUUUCCCGAAAUACCUGGCAACCUGGUGGUAUGACCAAAAGACAAGACUAUGUACAGUUCCCGAUGAGGCUUUCCAUGUCUGCCUAUACGUUCAUCCAAGUUCACUAUCAACGAAAAUUACCCAACUCGAAUUAUACUAGCACCAGCGAAGGUGGCAGCCCUUUGUCCAGCAGCACCCCGCUCUAUUGGGCCGGCAGUUCUCUCAGCGAUAUGGCGAACGAGUUUCGGAACGUGUACCAGUUGGCGGCUGUCGUGGUGCACGCAGGAGAUGCACAUUCUGGGCACUUUGUUACUUACAGGAGAGGUCAUCAACACAGCAGGUGGUAUUACACUUCUGAUAUUGAGAUCAGGGAGGUUGGAGUAGAUGAGGUAUUGCAGAGUACAGCGUAUUUACUUUUCUAUGAAAAGACUUCUACGAUGGGUAGUGUAUUUUAA
Messenger RNA from Phaedon cochleariae (mustard beetle), 1395 nucleotides. Lineage: Eukaryota; Metazoa; Arthropoda; Insecta; Coleoptera; Chrysomelidae. The record is from the annotation of a GenBank genome assembly.